AGAUACAUUUUUCAAGACUCAAUUUGGAGCCAGAUUCAAUCGAACUGUGGUCAAUAGUUUCCGGUCAGGGUCAAUUGUGGUGGAGUCUACGUUGAUAUUCAACAACAUCAGCUCAGUGCCUAACAAUAGUCUGGUAGCACAAACUUUACAAACUGCCAUUACUUCCAACACGUCUGGCCUGACCUUACCUAUCAAUUCAUCCUCCAUUGUGGUCACACGUGCUACUACAAUGACUAGUGCAACCACCUCCGCUGCAACAACUGCUGCUCCAACUGCAGCUGUGACCACCACCACUCUGGCAGAUGUCACCACGACCCCUCCAGCAGUGGCCAAAACCACCACCACCGCUGUUCCGGCAGUAACCACCACCACCACCACUGUCGCAUCAACUGACCCUCCAUCUUCUAGUGAAGGAACCCUGCUUCUCCAGUUCAGUCUCGAUCAAAUAUUCACCUUGGAUCUUGCCAACCCGUCCUCUUCAGCAUUCAAGACUCUGGCUGGCAAAGUGGUCUUGGAGGUGAACAAGAUUUUUGCUAGAACCCCAAGCUUCCUUCGUUCCAUUGUCAACUCAUUCAAGAAUGGAUCUGUAGUUACCAACAUGACUCUCGUGUUCAAAACCAAAUCUUCGGUUCCAAGCGCAUGCAGCGCACAGGCAACUUUCACCAUCAGUCCCACCUCCCUGAACAUCCUACCGGGCAGCGUCAAUGUUGAGUCAUCAGUCAAUUCAGGAAGUGCUCCCCGACCCACUGCCUUCUGUCUGGCUUUCCUGCCUCUCACAUUGGCACUGCUAAUGGUACAGUUGCUGGCUAACUAAUAGCCUGUGUCAUAGCUCCUGUGGCAUUGGUUUGACCAAUGAAUAGUUUUCCAGCUCUCAUAGAUUAAGGACCUGCUUUAGUAGAAGAAUGCACAAUGGAUUGUGCCUGUGUCAAUUGGCAAAAUACGUUGUAUUUCAUGUACAAGUCCAUACACAAACAAUAACACACCUAAUUGUACUUUUUGAUGUCAAGUAUGAUAUUUGUGACAUUCCUUAAGAAUUCAUGUAGUUUUUUUCUGCUUAUGAAUAUUACAUGCAUGUAUCUUUUCUUUCAAGUAACUGUAUUUAUACUGAACCAUAUAGGCUCUCAAAGACAUGACUUAUUUAUUUUGCAUAUUGCACACAGCAGCUUGCACAUGUUUUAUCUGUUUGAUUAAUAAGGAAAAUAACUGAAAGAUUAGAAAACCUUUCCUACAUCAUGUGACAUCCAAAUCCUAUUGUAUACUUUUUUUUGGUGUGUUAUUUGAUCAUAGUUGCAUUUUUAAUUUUUAACUGAUUGUAACUACUUUAUAUCUCUAUUUAAAUUCACCAAGACCAAAUACCUUUUUGAUAUUUACUUUGAGUUAUUUUGGGCAUAACACUGAAGUGUGUCAAAGGGGCUGAGGAACUAUUGCUGACCACUGCACUGUUUUAAAAACAUUGUAACUUCUUAUCUUGUUAAUAUUCAAUCCAAUAUGUAAAACUCGUAGAAGUACAUUUUCUUCAUUACUGUUUUAAUAUAAUUAUAUUUUGGGUCAUGUAAUUGGGUUGAAAAAUGUAUUAAUAAUACAUUUACAGUAUGAGUUACCAUGUGAGUAACAAUUUACAAACCUACACCCCAGAUUAUGUUGAUAAACAGUAAUCGUAUAUGUAUACUGAACAAAAAUAUAAACACAACAUGUAAAGUGUUAGUCCCAUGUUUCAUGAGCUGAAAUUUUAAGAUCCCAGAAAUGUGCCAUAAGCAAAAAAGCUUAUUUUUCUCAAAUGUUGUGCACAAAUGUUUUUAAUCUCUGUUAGUGAGAAUUUAUCCUUUGCCAAGAUAAUCCACCCCCCAUAACAGGUGUGGCAUAUGAACACUUUAUAUGUUGCAUUUAUACGUUUGUUCAGUAUACCUAUCCAUCUAUCUAUCAUUAAAUACACUUUUUGAAUGAAACAAUUAAUAAAUAAAAAAUCUUUGAGAAAGUAGUGUUCCAAUUUAUGAACGCAGCAGAAAAUGGUGACUUGCACUCAACAUUAAAAAAUACCAGUUCAUAUUCUGAGUGAUACCAUCAAUAUGAAUAAUACCAAGUUAGUUUAAAAAAUGUGUGAGGUGUUAUUGCAAUAUGGUCAUUCAAAUUAUACAAUACGUAAUGCAACAUAUGGAGUACAAAACUAUAUGGGGAUAUCAACGACAGCAGGGGAAAGUGUGUAGAUAGAUCCAUUUGUCCAAGAUGGUAAAAUGCAAAGGAAGAAAUGAGAAGCACACCGCUCACACACUGCAUGAGCACUAAAGAUAUAGAUCUCUCUUA
Molecule: messenger RNA, 2301 nt
Organism: Salvelinus fontinalis (brook trout)
Lineage: Eukaryota; Metazoa; Chordata; Actinopteri; Salmoniformes; Salmonidae
Exons: 6
Coding region: 230-814 (194 amino acids)
Source: RefSeq, a predicted model, not a curated record